Didymodactylos carnosus is the source of this 723-nucleotide messenger RNA. The record is from the annotation of a GenBank genome assembly. Lineage: Eukaryota; Metazoa; Rotifera; Eurotatoria; Philodinida; Philodinidae.
AUGGCCUUAGCAACAUCACCUAGACGUGAUACAAGUCGACAGUUACGUCCAACGGGUUUAGAAACAGAUGGUUUUACUGUAAAAUCAUUAUUAAAAAAUGCUAAAGUAACACCGCCAAAAAAUUCAGGCGCAACUACCAUUCGUCCAAGUAAACCUACAGCAUUUCGAAAGUUUUAUGAACGUGGAGAUUUUCCUAUUGCACUUGAACAUGAUACAAAAGGAAACAAAAUUGCAUGGAAAGUUGAAAUUGAGAAAUUAGAUUAUCAUCAUUAUUUACCAUUAUUUUUUGAUGGUUUAUGUGAGAUUGAACAUCCAUAUGAUUUUUUUGCUCGACAAGGAAUACACGAUAUGCUUGAACAUGGCGGAAACAAAAUAUUACCUGUCAUACCACAAUUGAUAGUUCCAAUUAAAAAUGCUUUAAAUACUCGAAAUCAUAAAGUGAUAUGUACAACUUUGAAAAUUUUACAACAAUUGGUAAUGUCAGCAGAUAUGGUUGGUGAAGCACUUGUACCUUACUACAGACAAAUAUUACCGAUAUUUAAUUUAUUCAAAAAUUGGAAUUCUAAUCUUGGAGAUGGAAUUGAAUAUGGUCAACAACGACGAGAAAAUAUUGGUGAUUUAAUUAAUGAAACACUGGAAGUAUUUGAACGUCAUGGUGGUGAAGAUGCAUUUAUCAAUAUUAAAUAUAUGAUACCCACAUAUGAAUCGUGCAUGUUAAAUUAA